Messenger RNA from Myodes glareolus (Bank vole), 1265 nucleotides. RefSeq names its product family with sequence similarity 110 member D (gene Fam110d). The record is from RefSeq and is a predicted model, not a curated record. NCBI's taxonomy places the organism in Eukaryota, Metazoa, Chordata, Mammalia, Rodentia, Cricetidae.
UGCCACCAAAGUUACUCCCUAGUCCCUGCUGUCCCCUGGCCUUCUUCAGUCUGGGCUUAGCGAGGGACCCCUGCAACUCAGCGUCUCCAUCCAGAGGUGAGUGCAUCUGGAGCGGAAGGCAGGCCCCAGGACCUCCAGAGAAUUGUUCGCUGCUCCUCAGCUAAUUGUGCAUCCCAGAGUGUAUGGAGCACUGACCUGCCCAACUCCGCUAAGAUGCUGCUGGCCUCUCCCUCCACACCGUCGAGGGGACGAACCCCCAGCGCCGUAGAGAGGUUGGAGGCCGACAAAGCCAAGUACGUCAAGACGCAGCAGGUGAUAGUACGUCGUCAGGAGCCAGCCCUGCGAGGGGGGCCAGGACCGCUGACACCACACCCUUGCAAUGAGCUGGGGACCUCUGCAUCGCCCAGGACGCCUGGGCCUGCCCGUCGGGGUAGCGGCAGGCGACAGCCAAGGCCUGACUCCCUCAUCUUCUACCGCCAGAAGCGGGACUGCAAGGCUUCGGUGAACAAAGAGAACGCCAAGGGCCAGGGGCUGGUACGACGCCUCUUCCUGGGCGCCCCCCGGGAUGCUGUCCCGAGCAGCCCGAGACCUACAGAGAGACCUGCGGCUCCCGCAGCCUGGGCUGGGUCUCCGGAUGGUCCAGAGGCGACAGGGAAGAGAGCGCUAUGUCCCACGUGCUCGCUGCCUCUGUCGGAGAAGGAGCGCUUCUUCAACUAUUGCGGUCUGGAGCGCGCGCUAGUGGAGGUGCUGGGCGCCGAGCGCUUCUCCCCGCAGAGCUGGGGCGCCGAGCACAGCCCGCAGGUCGCAACGUCGCCGCCACCCGGCUCCGGGGACACCAGCGAUUGGACAUCCAGCGACGGGGACGCGGGCCACCCGGACUGUGCUGGAGGCUGCGGCGGGGGUUCGGAGGCUGCGGGGUCCGCUCGGGAUGGACGCCCUCCGGUGUCAGUGGUGGAACGCAACGCUCGCGUCAUCCAGUGGUUGUAUGGCUGUCAGCGAGCGCGCGCUCCACCGCGCGAGUCCGAGGUGUGAGCAUUACGGCACUGGAGACGGCUCCCGGAGAGCUCGCCUCGUCCGUGAAUAAACCCUUUCCCUAGAUCUCAGUUUCCCCAUCUGCACCCUGAGCAGGCAGGACCACAAGGGCCAGGCGCAGACUGCGGAAAGGGGUGGGGUGGUCACUUAGCCUCUCUGGAGGCUGAAUGUGAGCAGCGAUGGAGUGGGGUGGGAGAUGAGUGAACUACUGAAUAAAGCUAAAAUAAUCUUUA